Molecule: messenger RNA, 688 nt
Organism: Armigeres subalbatus
Lineage: Eukaryota; Metazoa; Arthropoda; Insecta; Diptera; Culicidae
Gene: lin-52
Product: protein lin-52 homolog
Exons: 4
Coding region: 190-555 (121 amino acids)
Biological process (GO): regulation of DNA-templated transcription
Cellular component (GO): DRM complex
Source: RefSeq, a predicted model, not a curated record
AACGUAUGUUAUUCGGCAAAUCUUUGUUUACAAAAAUAUAAUGUGUAAAAAUAAAACCUCGGCAUUAAUUUUAUUCUCGCUCGUCUCGUUAGAAUAAAACUUAAAUCGUGCCUUUCAACAUAAAUACGAACAUUUUAAUAUAAUAAAAAACUUGUACAUUCCAUCAUUUGAGCAAAUUUCAUUAAUAUAAUGUCGGACUCGGAUAGCAAAAAUUCUCCGGUACAAAUUAAAGAAGAAGUUGAUGAUGAUGAACCUAAACUAAUGAGUUUAGAGAAACUGGACAGAGGAUCGCCAGAAAUGUGGCCAGCAAAAGGCUCCCCCACCAACGAUUACAAUACGCCCAAUUUGAAUUUUUCUCCCCCGGCAUGGACCAAAGGUUUGACCCAGGAUGAUAUCAAUUCCAUGUAUCAAUUGGGAGCUUUGUCGUCCAAAGGUAUAAUAGCUGAGGUAAAGAAACUGUACGACCAGGCCUACCAGCUGGGCGUGCAAGAGGCGAAAGAAAUGACGCGGGGUAAAUAUUUGAAUAUCUUCACCAGUAAUCGGAAGAAGUCAUAGUGAAACGGUACUUGAUUGUCUUUAGUUAGUUUUAAUAUGAGUAGGCUUAGAUAAUUGUGGGGUAAAUAAAAAAAUAGAUUCCUUUUCGAAUUUUCAUUAAAGAAAAAAUAAAUAUGUUUAUAAGAAUAAGUAA